Molecule: messenger RNA, 5058 nt
Organism: Drosophila serrata
Lineage: Eukaryota; Metazoa; Arthropoda; Insecta; Diptera; Drosophilidae
Gene: S
Product: EGF receptor activation regulator Star
Biological process (GO): endoplasmic reticulum to Golgi vesicle-mediated transport; endosomal transport
Cellular component (GO): plasma membrane; late endosome membrane; Golgi apparatus
Source: RefSeq, a predicted model, not a curated record
AAAAACCAUUUGAAAAAAAAACAACAACGCGACUGGUCCUAAAGAAACGCUGUGAAAAUUCGGCAACAAUUUUCUUCGCAGCCACCGCAAAACCCACUCAGAAGCAGCGUUCUAGAGGGAAAAUCACGGGAACAGCGGCGCAAGUGCAGUUUUAUCGCCAUUGAAUCGGGCCAAACGCGUGCAUAUAUACGGGUUCCGUUGGUUCCGUUCCGUUUCGUUUUUUUCUUGCACACACAAUUUACCACUCUACCUUUACGUCUCGUUUCGUGGUGCGUGCGUGUGUGAGUGUGUGCGUGAGUGCGUUCGAGUGUUGUUUUUGUGUCCGUCCAAACUAAACACAGGUAGAAAAUCAUGGGCGAAAUAUGAAUAUGGAAUUAAAUAAAUAUAAAACAAGAGCAGCAGCAGUAAUAACUGAAACAAGCAGCAGCACAUUCGUAUUCCGUUCGUGUUAAUAACUUUGUGCGUCUUUGCUUUGUGGUCGCAUUCAUUUCAUAUAGUAUUAUUUUUCUCUUGGAUUUUUCAACAACCGCAACACCAGCAACAACAACAAGGUGAAGAAGAAGCAGUGGCACAGCAGACAUGGAUGUGCGAGCGAGAGCACAGAACGUCUUCAUAUACUCACCGUGAUCACCGUGAAUGAAUAUUUGUCAUAGUGUGCGAGGCGUGCUCUACUCACACACACACUCGUACGUAAACAACACACACUUGUCGAUGUCGGUGUCUGUGACUGUGACUGUGUGCGGCAUUUAAUAAAUAAUUGUGUGCAAAAUAAAUGUUCGAAAAAAAGUAAAAUACACAAAAUAAACGUUAACGCGAAAAGUGCGAAAAUUCAUCCUCGACUUGCAUCAAUCAGCCCGUGAAACAAGAAAAUAAAGUGCGUGCUUGUGUACAAUUUAUUCAUCCGGAGAUUUGAAGCUGCGAAUUUUGCCAACAUCAACAUUCUUCAUCAUUUUCCAUUGGAUACGGAGCCGACGUUUGUGAUUUCUUCGAUUGCCGCAAAAGGAUGCGGGCUUAGAGGAGGAAUCGAGACUGGAACGUACAGAGGCAGCCAUGUCCCAGCAAGUGUUCUCGGCGCAUCCAGCGCUGGCUGUGGAGCAGCUGCAGCAGGCGGCGGAGCACGACCAGGAGCACAGCACUAGCAGUAAUCAUCACCAGCAGCGAUUCGCCACGCAAAGCAGACGGCACACCAAGGCCACACCCAACAAGUUUACACUGAGUAGGAGUUGUGCCGGCGGAGGAGGAGCCCUGAGCCGAGUCCACCAGCAAAUCACACCUAGUUCAUCCAAUCCCGCCAUCAGUCCGGAGUCCAGGAAACCCCUGCCCGCGCGAACCAACUAUGCAGCGGUGGACGAUGACGAUGACAUCGAGUGCGAGGAUGUGGACGAGGUGAACUUUGGCCACCCGGAGAGGGAGACGACAACAACGGAAAAGGAUGCAGCGAUCCGGCAACAACCAACCAAAGACUGUGGCGCCGACGAGACAGAUCACGUGCAACAGCGCCACAAAAGCACGGCGACGAGCAGGCACCACCAAGACGGAGGCGGUGGCGACCAGAGCGAUCUGAGCAGCGUGAUCAGCUCGCCCUCGGUCAGUACUGUAUCCUCGCCCCUGUCGACGCCAACUAGGCUGCCACAGCCGCUCCAGCAGCAGCAGCAGCAGCUCCAUUGUUGCCAGAAAUCGAGCGGCGGCAUCGGUGGCAUCAGCGGCGGCGGAGAGUCUCGGGCGAGAACAUCUCCGCAACAAUCCCAGCAUCCGCACAGGCAUCACCACCAGCAGCAUCAUCAUCAUCACCACCAUCAUCAUCUCACGGCAGCGGGCUGCGGGGGAGGUGGCUCCGGCUCCGGCACCGGCACCGGCUCUGGUGGAUCUGGAUCUGGAUCGGCAUCCUGCAAGGCCAAGAAGCUCGAUCCGCGACUGAAUCCCUCGCCCUAUCGCCAGCUAUUGCCCAUUGCCCUGUGCCUGCUCUCGUUUGCGACCGUCUUUGCCACGUUAAUUGUUUACAUGGACACGACAGAGAUCCGCCAUCAACAGUUUCGCCUGAAUAUGUCGCGCGACUACGAGCUGUAUGGGGUUGCGCAAGACGACCCAAGACUCAUUGAAUUCCUGCGCCAGAUCCACAUGGGCAAGUACCUGGGCAAGGCGUCGCCCAAGGUCGCUGCGGCGGCGGCAGCAGUGGGUGUGGGUGGGUCGCCGCUAUCCAACUCCCCGAAAGUGGCUGCCGGCAACAGCAGCGGCAGUGGAGCCGAUCAGCUGGCCCACUAUGUGGCCGAUCUGGUUGGCGGGAAGAUGAACGGCGCUGUGAUCCAGUCGCUGAGUGGUCCGCUAGCCCACCUGAUCACGGCGCCCUGGCUGAGCGAGCAUCUCGAUUGGAUGGGCGUGCUGGUGGAGCCGGAGCCUCGCUGGUACUUUACGUUGCGCAAGCAGAACGCCCAGCGAGCGCGCAUGCAGGUGGUGCACGCCUGCGUCUCACCCAACACCUAUCCCAAAGAGAUUACCAUACACAACGAGGAUGUGCGCAUCAAUAGUCUGCACGACGAGGAGACCUCGUGGUUCAAUUCGCGUGUGAAAUGCUUUCCGCUCUACACUAUCAUGCUGGCAUGUGAGCGCACCGAAUACGAUCUGCUCAGUCUGGGCGUGCAGGGGCAUGAGCUGGAGAUCUUGCAGACGUUGCCCUUCGACAAAGUCAAAAUCGAUGUGAUAUCGAUACAUUUGCUCGAGGAUCACGAGGACGUGCACGACUACGUGCUGGACAUCACCCGUUUCCUGGCGGGCAAGUCCUACAAGUUGCAGCGCAAGAUCGGUCGGAACUAUUUCUAUCAGCGGCUCAAUGCCAGUGCCAGUCGCACGCGCAAGAAAGACAUCCUCCUGCUGAAGACGCCGUAGGCUCCACAUCCACAACGAACGAUCGAAGGAUCAACAGCACGACAACGUUAACUGUUAGCCACAAAAAAUAAGUAAUAUUCGAUAGAAAGUUACUGAAGAGACCCAUAAUAAAUUUGGCAACGAGAGAGAUAGAGAGAGAGAGACACUAGCAGAUGCUCUCACAAACUGAACUCUAUGUUAUAAUGAUAAUUAUUACCAUACAUACGCUACACACUAACGAUAUCGUUUAUAUAUAUAUAUAUAUAAAUAUACUGUGUACCGAUUACGAUAUAUAUAUUGUACGAGUAGAUUCAUAGUUUUUGUAAAACUCAAAUCUCUUCUUUUCCCCACUAUACCUUCUUCAUGUUAUUAUUUCCAUUUAUUUUUGUCCAAAAUUGUUUUUUGUGCGUUUAGAAGCAUAAUUAUUGUGUUGAAUACAAACACAGAUUACUAUUAAUAAAUAUAUGCAUAUAUAUAUAUCGUAUUAUGAUUUGCUAUAAGCUAUGCUAAUUGAAUGUUAGUCCAUAAGAGAGCGCCCCCCUUUCGAUGUAUAAAUUAAAUUGCAACCGGCGCGGCGAACGAGAAAUAAUUGUAACUUCUCUGCUAUUAGGCUUAGGUCAGCUAUCCAUCUCCUACAACUAUCCUAUCCAACUAUCUAUAUAUCUAUGCAAGUUUAUGUUACAUCGAAUGCUUUAUCUAGUAUCCCUUAAGUAAGCAAAGGCCUAACGUAAAUUAUUGUUUAAACUGGCGCCGAACGCAACACUCUAAAUACGAAGCAUAUUUAAAUUAUAUUAAAUUAUUGAACCAAACCAAGCACAUCCAUACACACACACACAUACAAUCAUUGUACACACACUAGCGCAAGCGAAUAAAUAUAUAGAAAACUCAUUUGCAAAAUCUGCUUUCAAACUCAUCUCAUAUUCAUAGUUACGACAUAAGCGAAUAAAUUAAACAAUGAACAACCAGAAGCAACAGUUAAAUCGAAGGAAUCAAAACUAGUGAGAAGUCAGAAGGAGAAGCAACUAAAAGAUAAAGCAAGAGAUUGAAGAAAUUCCCAAAAAUACACCCCCACACACAUACACUCAUGCACAUUUUAUAUGUACUAGUGAAUAAACAAAUUAAUAAAUAAAUGUAGCGCAACGAAUAACUAAAUGUAAAACCAAUCGUAUUUCAAUUACAUUUUAGUAAUUAUUAUGAUGUAUUAUUAUUUUUAUGUGCACACACAAACACACACACAUCGGUGACAGUUGUUGUUGCGAACUCGUCACACCUCGCCCCUCCUCCAUAAACACACAUAGAUCCUUUUGCAGAAAGCCACAGAUAUAUAUUGAUAUUGACUUGAGAGCCGCGUAGAGAAUCAGUGCCUUCGACUUAGACUUGAAUUGUAAACCAAAAGCUAAGCAUUACGAAUCAUACGAAAUUAUUGUAAAUAGAGAACCUUGAGCAGCAACCGUCACUAAACCGAACAUACAUUUAUUGUUACCACUUUGCCGUCUGUUAAACUUGCCUUACCGAUGAUGAUGAUGUUGACAAUUGACAGGAGGUCCUUACUCAUACUCAAAUCCGUCACAAACUACACAGAACUACAGAAACUCUAACCAACACAUCACCCUAGUGGAUAAGCUACAGUGCUAAUGUCUGUUUUUUUAAGCAUAAUUCUAAUUACCUAGCUUGUAUCUUGUGUAAAUUAGCGUUUAACCAAAUUUUAAGUAGGCUAUUUUGAUAAACUCCCUGAUUUGGCCACACACUCAUACACAUCCCACAUUGCAUCACGCCCCCACAUACACACACUAAGCACACAAGCAAAAGGCUAACUCAUGCUAAGCUCGAAAUCGGACUAGAAAUUGUAUUUACAGCGAGCGUAAAAUAAGAGAACGAAAAUUUAUAGUUAAUAAACAAAAAAUAAAGAAUCAAAAACAGAUAUUGAAAACUCCUUGACUUUUGUUUGUUCAUUUUCAUACCUUAACAAAGAACUAUAUCUAUGGCGAAAAUCCAAAAUUGUGUUUAUCUUAUGAAAUUAACUUGAAAACUGUUGCAACACACAGUGACACGAGUACAUAUUCUAAACUCUAACUGAGAACAACUUAUGUAUGGAAAUUUUGAAUGCAACUUUGCCUCAACUUAUUAUAGUUAGAUACUCGCUAACAAAUUGAAAAGAUAAAGGCCUGCAACUAUAUUAACGAAUAAUAACUAUGA